AUGACCAACCCUGCUGUCGAAUCAAACCCUGCAAGGGCCAACCCCGACCACGGCAAGUGCCCUCAUAAGGAGUACCAAUACCUUGACCUCAUCUCGCGUAUCAUCUCCACUGGCGAGACCCGUCCCGACCGUACCGGCACUGGUACCGUCGCCCUCUUUGCCCCUCCCUCCCUCCGCUUCUCCCUCGCCAACAACACUCUUCCCCUUCUUACCACCAAACGCGUCUUUCACCGUGGUGUGAUUGCCGAGCUGCUGUGGUUUGUCUCGGGCUGUACCGACGCGAAGGUGCUCCAGGACCAGGACAUCCACAUCUGGGAUGGCAAUGGCAGCAAAGAAUUCUUGGAGAAGAUCGGACUUGGGCACAGGAGAGAGGGUGAUCUCGGGCCGGUGUACGGUUUCCAAUGGAGACAUUUCGGCGCCGCGUACGAGGAUGCGGAUGGAGACUACUCCGGGAAGGGUGUCGACCAGUUGCAGGAAGUGAUUCACAAGAUCAAGCACAAUCCUACCGAUAGGCGCAUAGUCUUGUCUGCUUGGAACCCGAAAGACCUCCCACUCAUGGCCCUCCCUCCCUGUCACAUGUUUUGCCAAUUCUUCGUCUCCCUCCCACCGGCAGACUCGCCGGGAUCCAAGCCCAAGCUGUCGUGCUUGAUGUACCAGCGCUCCUGUGACCUCGGUCUCGGCGUACCCUUCAAUAUUGCCUCCUAUGCCCUCCUCACGCAUAUGAUCGCAUUGAUCACCGACACCGAGCCUCACGAGUUCAUCCUGCAGAUGGGAGACGCGCAUGUCUACAGGGAUCACAUUGAACCUCUUCAAGAGCAACUUGUGAGGGAACCGAGAGCAUUCCCCAAGAUCAAGUGGGCGAGGAGCAAGGAGGAGAUUGGAGAUAUCGACGGGUUCAAGGUAGAAGACUUUGUCAUUGAGGACUACAAGCCUCUCAAGUCUAUCCAGAUGAAGAUGUCGGCUUGA
This is a messenger RNA of Cryptococcus wingfieldii CBS 7118, 966 nucleotides long. Its product is annotated as thymidylate synthase. Gene Ontology annotation, biological process: dTMP biosynthetic process. NCBI's taxonomy places the organism in Eukaryota, Fungi, Basidiomycota, Tremellomycetes, Tremellales, Cryptococcaceae. The transcript is spliced from 4 exons. Gene Ontology annotation, cellular component: mitochondrion; cytosol. Bases 1 to 966 code for a protein of 321 amino acids. Gene Ontology annotation, molecular function: thymidylate synthase activity. The record is from RefSeq and is a predicted model, not a curated record.